CUGACUCUCUCUCUCUCUUAAAGACAAACCCAGUUUGUUCUUAAUUCUGUAUCUCUUCUCUUUCUCUCUCUAAAAAGACACAAAUUGAAUUGCAGAAGAAGAGGAAGAAGACAAAUCCUCACUCUGCUUAUCAAAGAUCCUCCGAAUUUACACACAGACGCAUGAUUUACCCAAUAGAAAAAUGCGACGACUCUAAUUUCCUCCAAAUUUAUCUCCAUUAGACCUCUAGAUAUAGCUACAUAUAUAUCUGUUUUGUUUGUAGCUGUAAAUACACACAAAAUGAGGUGCAAAAAGCACGCCGCCGAUCUCAGCAGCGGCGUCGGCGUCUGCGCCUCCUGCCUCCGCGACCGCCUCUUCGCGAUAAUGGAGGCGCAGGCGCUGAAACAAUCGCAGCAGCAGCAGCAAAAUCCACCGCCUCUCUCUUUCCCGCGAUCCGUCUCCCCUUACAUCUCCCGCCGGCCAAUCCACGGCCACGAGCGGAGCCUCUACACCACGCCGCAGCGUGCCCCCGCCGCGGCGGAUGACAUCAGCCACGGGAAAGGCCACCGCGGCGGCAGAUUUUCGUCUCUGUUUUCAGGUCUGUUCAGAUCGAAAUCUGACAAACACGAUUUCAAUUCGAGCUCGGAUCAAGGGGCUUCCGGUCAAUCCUGCUCCGCCUCACCGUUUCGGUUCUCCAGCAUGAUCCCCGGGCGGCGGAGGAAGCAGAUUCGGUCGUUCUCGGUGGACGAGAGCUCGAUCGGAGCGCAACAGAGAUCGUGCCGGAAUCGCGACCGCGGAAUGUCGCCGGCGAGAUGCUCCGACGAGGAGGAGGACGAGCAUUGCCACGGAGGAUCGAGCGGCUACUCGUCGGAGUCGUCGCAGGGGUGGAGGCAGACGCCGCGGAGGACUCCGGCGCGUGCGCGGCGGAGGGGAGGCGGCGGCGGCCAGAAUCGGAACCUCUCAGGAUUGGCGUUCUGCUUGAGUCCUCUGGUCCGAGCCAGCCCGAGCCGGCAGUGGAAUCAGAAGGGGAUUCCGCCGGAGGCUGUCCUCCCCGGCGAAACGAGGGUUCCGGCGAAGCCUCAUCUCUCCGCAGCGGCGUCGUUUUGUAAGAACCGGUCGCGGAAGCUCGCCGAUUUCGGGAGGUACAAUUCAAGGCACUGAGUUCAUUCGCCGUUGACUUUGACUUUGCCGAUUACGACGCUAUGCUUUUACGGUUUUGCCCCGCAACUCGUGUUGUGACCGUUUUGUUUUGGUAUGUGUAAUUGGAAAAAGUCAGUGUUGAAUUGGGGAAAAUAAAGGGGGGGAAAGGAAUAUAGUGAUAUUUUGGGGAUGAUUUAUUUAUUUUCGUAAUAUAUAAAAUUACGGAAAUGCCCUCGGAGGGGCUAAGUGGUUUUAGUUAGGUGAUCUUAAUAGAGUUGAAUUUUGAGUGUGAUUAUUGACAGGGUUGACAAACUAUUUGUUUGGAUUAAAAGUGAAAUAUGUGGCACCGUUUUAAAGAGUGGUAUGUAUGCUUCUAAA
Salvia splendens (bonfire salvia) is the source of this 1497-nucleotide messenger RNA. RefSeq lists its product as uncharacterized. The record is from RefSeq and is a predicted model, not a curated record. Lineage: Eukaryota; Viridiplantae; Streptophyta; Magnoliopsida; Lamiales; Lamiaceae. The transcript has a single exon. Bases 280 to 1140 code for a protein of 286 amino acids.